AUGGCUGCGGAACUUACAUCCACCCGUUUGAAUGCGGAGAACCAUCUGCUCUUGUCGAGUCUGGAGAUUGACCUACCAUGUUUCUUGCAGGACCAACCUCUCCUUCGAUUGCCACACGAGCUUGCACGACGAAAUUUCAAGUCCGUUCAGCGGCUUGUCGAGCGAGAGAAGGAAUAUGUCCUCCCCUCGCUUAAAGAGACCGCCAAUGCCUCUCUGUCGAAUGAUCAAACGCCCGAGCAAGCUCUUGCCGUUCUCGCCGCCAUGAUUUCUAGGAUGCAAGGUCUGAAGCGGAAAAUGGCGAACCUGCAUCAGGAGGAGAAGAAGAUCCAAGAGCAAUCUCGAAAGCGCAUCCAGCACUUGGAAAGGCUUCACCAGAUUCCUAGCCUGGCCGACGUUAAAUAUGACCAGUGGUCGAGAGUCCGCCUGGAUAGGCUCAUAGUAGACCAUAUGCUUCGUUCAGGAUAUACAGAGAGUGCCCAGCAAUUAGCUAGUGAGAACGGAAUUGAUGAUCUCGUGGAUCUUAAUGUCUUUGUGCAAUGCCAGCGGAUUGCAGAAAGUCUUCGCUGCGGGGAGACAAAAGAUGCCUUGCAAUGGUGUGGUGAAAAUAAAGCAGCGUUAAAGAGGAGCCAGUAUAACCUAGAAUUCGAAUUACGAUUGCAGCAGUACAUCGAGAUGGUCAGAGCGGGAAACAAGGAGAAAUUUACUGAUGCAAUGAUCCAUGCCAAAAAAUAUCUUGCUCCUUAUAUUGAGACACAGUCUUUGGAAAUCCAUCGAGCUGCAGGGCUCCUCGCCUUCCUCCCUGAUACCAAAGCCGAACCCUACAAGUCCAUGUACGCUCUCGACAGAUGGACAUAUCUUUCGGCUCUAUUUGUUCGCACUCAUCAUGAGCUCCUAUCAUUGUCAUCCCGCCCCUUGCUACACAUUGCCCUGUCCGCAGGAUUGUCGGCUCUCAAGACACCUUCCUGCCAUUCAGCCUAUACAUCCUCCAGUUCCAACUCGUUAUCCACGACGACUUCUGUUUGUCCGAUCUGUUCAACUGAACUGAAUGAGCUUGCUCGCAAUAUGCCGUAUGCCCAUCACACGAAAAGCUACGUCGAGAGUGACCCCAUUGUCUUGCCAAAUGGCAGGAUAUAUGGUCAACAUCGGCUGCUAGAAAUGAGCAAGAAGGUCGGGUGCGUUGAGGCAGGCAAAGUAAAGGAUCCUACAACCGGCGAAAUUUUUGACGAGAGUGAAAUGAAAAAGGUUUAUAUUAUGUAGCUAUGGACGCCCACAAAGAUCGACGGCCAAUUUCUCCCCUUAAUACUCUAAUUCAUGUUGGAAUGCAUUAUGGGCCGAAAUCCUGGAAAGGAUAAUUUGGCCCAUGGUUUCUAUUCACUAUCGUCACUAUCGGACGCGUCUCUGAGCCUCUUUUUUCUCGCAUUAGGCUGGGGUUUGUGGACUAUCGCGUCUCUCCUGGGUCCUGGAUGAUCCUCCUGCUUAACCUCAAAUACGAACAUUCUCGCGUCCCUAUCUUCGCCUCGCCAGCCACCUUUCCCUCCAUUUCUCCCUUCAAUAUCGCCGAGGGUACGUGCGUGAGAGUACUCGUUAUAGCAAGCCCAUGGAAACCU
This is a messenger RNA of Aspergillus heteromorphus CBS 117.55, 1607 nucleotides long. Its product is annotated as FYV10 family protein. Gene Ontology annotation, molecular function: protein binding; ubiquitin protein ligase activity. Gene Ontology annotation, biological process: proteasome-mediated ubiquitin-dependent protein catabolic process. Gene Ontology annotation, cellular component: GID complex; cytoplasm; nucleus. The transcript is spliced from 4 exons. Lineage: Eukaryota; Fungi; Ascomycota; Eurotiomycetes; Eurotiales; Aspergillaceae. The record is from RefSeq and is a predicted model, not a curated record. The coding region runs from base 1 to 1257 and encodes 418 amino acids.